This is a messenger RNA of Populus euphratica (Euphrates poplar), 483 nucleotides long. RefSeq lists its product as uncharacterized. Lineage: Eukaryota; Viridiplantae; Streptophyta; Magnoliopsida; Malpighiales; Salicaceae. The record is from RefSeq and is a predicted model, not a curated record. The coding region runs from base 1 to 483 and encodes 160 amino acids. The transcript has a single exon.
AUGGUCUGCCAUGCAGAUUCUUUCUUCAUUGGUCAUCCUGUUCCAUCCCUAGCCAUUGAUGAUGAGCUCAUGCCAGGCCAAACCUACUUUGUCCUUCCAUUAGAUUGCUUUGCAUGCAAUGUUUUGUCAGCUUCUUCUCUUGCAGCCUUCAGCUCUAGCCCUAAACGAACCCCUAUUGAUUUCGGAGAGUCCCCUUUCCAGUACAUAAAGGGUGCUGAGGGUAGGGUUUUGAUUAAGGUUGUGCCAGAAUUCAUAACGAGGCUUAUAAAUAGAGGCGGGGAUCAAGAUCAAACUGCAGGUUCUACUAGCCCUGGUAAUAGUUUUCUUUGUAGCACUCCAGAGUUGAAGAAGCAUUAUGAACAGCUGGUUGGAUCAAAAGAACAAACAUGGUCACCUAAACUUGAGACUAUUUCAGAGUACAAAAUAAGGCACUCUCCCUGCAGGUUUACAAGGUUGAAGUGGAAACAAAACGAGAAGGCAUAA